Messenger RNA from Pyrgilauda ruficollis (rufous-necked snowfinch), 1866 nucleotides. RefSeq names its product histone H3. The transcript is spliced from 2 exons. Gene Ontology annotation, cellular component: nucleosome. The coding region runs from base 52 to 462 and encodes 136 amino acids. NCBI's taxonomy places the organism in Eukaryota, Metazoa, Chordata, Aves, Passeriformes, Passeridae. Gene Ontology annotation, molecular function: protein heterodimerization activity; DNA binding; structural constituent of chromatin. The record is from RefSeq and is a predicted model, not a curated record.
AGUGUGUGCUGUGGUGAGCGCGAGCGGCUGUGCGCGGGUGCUGGGGCUGCGAUGGCGCGCACGAAGCAGACGGCGCGGAAGUCGACGGGCGGCAAGGCGCCCCGCAAGCAGCUGGCCACCAAGGCUGCCCGCAAGAGCGCGCCGGCCACGGGCGGCGUCAAGAAGCCGCACCGCUACCGGCCCGGCACGGUGGCGCUGCGCGAGAUCCGGCGCUACCAGAAGUCCACGGAGCUGCUGAUCCGCAAGCUGCCCUUCCAGCGCCUGGUGCGCGAGAUCGCGCAGGACUUCAAGACCGACCUGCGCUUCCAGAGCUCGGCCGUCAUGGCGCUGCAGGAGGCCAGCGAGGCCUACCUGGUGGGGCUCUUCGAGGACACCAACCUGUGCGCCAUCCACGCCAAGCGCGUCACCAUCAUGCCCAAGGACAUCCAGCUGGCCCGCCGCAUCCGCGGGGAGCGCGCCUGAGUCCCCUGCCCUAGCCCGCACAGACCCAAAGGCUCUUUUAAGAGCCACCACAUGCACAUCAAAAAGAGCUGUUGCGCUGCCUGAACUUUUCCUUGAAAUUCGCCUUAUAUGCUUUGCAAGAGUAAAGUGACAAGUACUUGACAGGGGGAGUGCAAAAAGCAGAAGUUGCAGGAGGGUGAUUGGAGAGCCUCAGGCAGGGGGGAGGGGUUUACAUCCCUGUGGCGGAUGGAUGUGACACAGCUUUCAGCAGAAAAGGGGCUGGAGGGGCCUGGCAGGGACACUCCUGUGUCUGCAGUCGAGCCGUGCUCAGGAAAUCUGUGCCUUAAACCCUGCCCGGCUGGUUCAAGGCACGGGCAGAAACUCCCUGUGUCACUGUGCUGUGUUGCUGUCCCUUGUCACCGUCACACCGAACAAACAGAUCGCCGUGAGGGGGCUGCCACCUUGCUCCAACAAUUCUUAACACCCGGAACAAGAGUAACCAUCGCAAUAAAUCCGUUUUGAUGGUCUCAGGUUUGAUAUAUAUUGUUAUUCCUGCUGUUGAAGCAAUGGGCCACCAUGCUGAUGGCACCGGGUGCCUGAGGCUUCUUGCAGCACAGGAAAGUAUCUUAAAAGGCCAAGACACUUCUUGAAAUUUACUGUGGAUUAAGGAAUAAUUCACCAAAAUUUUUCAGUGGUGAUCACCAUACAUGAUGUAUGCUGAGCUGUCAUUCCUGCAUCCAGUUCUUCAGCGUUCUCUGUGAGUUUCUGGAAGGACAGACACAUACACCCGCAGUUUUCAGACUUCUAAGGACCCACCUUUGUUCAAAUUCUUACAAUGAGGCAAGGUCAGUCUAACAAGGGUCUGAGGAUCAAAAGGAGGAGUUAAAAAAUAAACCUCAGAUUCGUUAGUGGCUGAUGUUUCUCCAGCUGGCUCGCCGCAUCCCCGGAGAGCGCGCCUGAGUUCUGUGCCGCAGCCCUUCCCGGCCAGGCACCGAGGCCACCCACACAGACCCAAAGGCUCUUUAGGAGCCACUACAAGCACAAUAAAAGAGCUCUUGCCCUGUUGCAAAAUGUGUAUGGUUCACUGCUCGGGGGGAGAAGAGAUUGCAGAGGUGCAGUUAUGUAUAUGGGUAAUGUGCCUCAGUGAGGCCCAUCUCUAUCGACAGAGCUGUAAUCUAGUCCCAAUGGCUGUUUUGGAAGCACUACAUGCACCCUAAUUUAAACUCUGGAGCUGCCUGGAAACGUAUUUCCCUUACCUGAUCAGAGGGAAUAGCAGGUUUAUGUAUUAGUGCGAAAUAGUGACUAUCCUAGUGUGAAAUAGUGACAUCCCUGUGACUGGUGUUUUAGGGGUUUGUUCUGGGGCCUCCCUCGAGUACCGCUGUAGUUGUGUUACACUGAUGACACACCUAUAAAGUGCUUCAGCAA